Molossus molossus (Pallas's mastiff bat) is the source of this 5095-nucleotide messenger RNA. It is a transcript of the gene CTIF, whose product is annotated as cap binding complex dependent translation initiation factor. Gene Ontology annotation, molecular function: translation activator activity; protein binding; RNA binding. Gene Ontology annotation, biological process: regulation of translational initiation. The coding region runs from base 157 to 2004 and encodes 615 amino acids. The record is from RefSeq and is a predicted model, not a curated record. Gene Ontology annotation, cellular component: cytosol. Lineage: Eukaryota; Metazoa; Chordata; Mammalia; Chiroptera; Molossidae. The transcript is spliced from 14 exons.
CUUCCCCUUCCCUGCCCCCUUCCCCCACCCCCGACUCACGCUGCGAGCGGCGGCCAGAGAAACCCCGAGCCCAGACCUUUCAGAGGACCACAGUCUUCCUGUGAUAGCGCGGUGGCUGUCUGCAACCAGCCCUGAGCCAGGCCCCUCAGCUGGAGGAUGGAGAACUCCUCCGCAGCGUCGGCCUCCUCCGAGGCCGGGAGCAGCCGCUCCCAGGAGAUCGAGGAGCUGGAGCGCUUCAUCGACAGCUAUGUGCUCGAGUACCAGGUGCAGGGGCUGCUGGCAGACAAGACGGAGGGAGACGGUGAGAGCGAGAAGACGCAGUCCCACAUCUCCCAGGAGGAAGCGCUCAAUGGUGGACCACCCAUGAAAGGCUUAUCAGAAUGGACGGCGGACUGCAGCGACCAGCUGGACAGCAGCUGUUCCUUCUCCCGAGGGCGAGCCCCCCCACAGCAGAACGGCAGCAAAGAGAACUCCCUGGACAUGCUGGGCACAGACAUCUGGGCUGCCAACACCUUUGAGUCCUUCAGUGGUGCCACCUGGGACCUGCAGCCUGAAAAGCUGGACUUCACCCAGUUCCACCGCAAGAUUCGACACAUGCCCAAGCAGCCCCUGCCACACAUCGACCGUGAAGGGUGUGGCAAAGGAAAGCUGGAGGACGGGGAUGGGAUCGACCUGAAUGACAUCGAGAAGGUCCUCCCGGCCUGGCAGGGCUACCACCCGAUGCCUCAUGAAGUGGAGAUCGCGCACACGAAGAAGUUGUUCCGGAGGAGGAGAAAUGACCGAAGACGGCAGCAGAGACCUCCAGGAGGGAACAAGCCCCAGCAGCAUGGUGACCACCAGCCGGGCAGUGCCAAACACAACAGGGACCAUCAGAAAUCCUACCAGGGGGGCUCGGUGCCCCACCCCUCAGGGAGGCCCACCCAUCACGGCUACAGUCAGAACCGGCGCUGGCACCACAGCAACAUGAAGCACCCACCCAGCGACAAGGGGGAGGCAGGCGCCCACCGCAAUGCCAAAGAGACCGUGACCGUGGAGAGCCCCAAACUUGAGGAUGCCCUGGGGGACACCGGGCACGGUGGCCUCGAGCCCCCCCGCAGUCCUGAUGGCCUGGCCCCAGCGGCUUCCGAGAGGCUGCCCCCGCAGCAGCCGGGAGCCCCAGAGGCUGAGACAAAGCGUAAAGACAGUAUUAUCCCCGAGCGCGUCGGGGAGCGGCCCAAAAUUACCCUGCUCCAGUCUUCCAAAGACAGGCUGCGGCGGAGGCUGAAAGAAAAGGUACCGGAUGAGGUGCCCGUGGAGCCCCCCAGCCCGCAGCAGAACAAGAUGGACAAGCUGAUCGAGAUCCUGAACAGCAUGCGCAACAACAGCAGCGACGUGGAGGCCAAGCUCACCACCUUCAUGGAGGAGGCCCAGAACUCCACCAACUCGGAGGAGAUGCUGGGCGAGAUCGUCCGGACCAUCUACCAGAAGGCCGUGUCUGACCGCAGCUUUGCCUUCACCGCCGCCAAGCUCUGCGACAAGAUGGCACUCUUCAUGGUGGAGGGGACCAAGUUCCGGAGCCUGCUCCUCAACAUGCUCCAGAAGGACUUCACGGUGCGGGAGGAGCUGCAGCAGCAGGACGUGGAGCGCUGGCUGGGCUUCAUCACCUUCCUGUGCGAGGUGUUCGGCACCAUGCGCAGCAGCACGGGCGAGCCCUUCCGCGUGCUCGUCUGCCCCAUCUACACCUGCCUCAGGGAGCUCUUGCAAUCUCAGGAUGUGAAGGAGGAUGCGGUCCUGUGCUGCUCGAUGGAGCUGCAGAGCACGGGCCGGCUGCUGGAGGAACAGCUGCCCGAGAUGAUGACAGAGCUCCUGGCCAGUGCCCGAGACAAGAUGCUGUGCCCCUCGGAGUCGAUGCUGACCCGGUCGCUGCUCCUGGAGGUCAUCGAGCUCCACGCCAACAGCUGGAACCCUCUGACACCCCCCAUCACGCAGUACUACAACAGAACCAUCCAGAAACUGACAGCCUGACAGCCGGGGGGCCUGGCGGGCGGCCGCAGGCAGCUGCGGCCCUGGUGCGCAGAGCCAGAUGGACAGGCAGGAGGACGGGGUGGCCCUGGAGGAGGAAAUGGGGAAGAAGGCAGGCAGAGCCGGAGGCCGGUCUGGAGCCAGGCGGGGAAGGGAUCGAAUCCCUAGGAGCACCCCCCACGCAGCACCCCCGCCCCAGCACGCGGCAGCUUCCCGCAUGUUUCUUUUUCACGGUGGCCCAGCCGCUGCCCCUCCUCACUCCUGCUCCUCCUGCUCCCUCCCAUCAAACGAGUCCCCGCAGGGCUUUUUGUGCAAGGGGUUUCAUCUUUGUGACUCCUCCUCUGAGGCCAGGCAGCCUGGCACACCAGGGUACCGCCGGGGUCAGAAUGGACCUCAGAAGGCUGAAAAAGUGGGUCGGAGACGAGCUUGCAUUGUUCCCGCAUGCUGUCAGCCACAGUCGCCAACUGGCAGCAGGCGACAUGUAGCAGAUGUCCGGGAGGACAAAGGCAGACACGGUCCCCACCAGCCGCCCGUAAUUGACGGCCUUUGUCCACGCGGUUGAGCUGGGGGACAGAGGCAUCCGUUCUCUUCCAACCUUCACGCUCCACCACCCCCCAGCUUCCAAGUCCUUCUCCUGGACCCCCAAGCUGCAGGCCCAGGCUGGGAGCAGGCGGGGGAGCCGGAGUUUGUAGUUCUACUUGCACUCUUUUGUUUUAUUGUGUUUUAUUUUUCAAAAGUCAGCUGCUUUGAAGUCUCCUCUCUCAAUGAAAGAGCCGGCGAUGCGAUCACACGGGCAGCAUCGAGGACCCCCUGAUUAGUGUGAGAUCAAACCCGCCCCCCCUGGAAGGAUUCUAGGCACAGACAGCUUGCCAGUAGCCAAUUAGGGUAAUUGGAAACUUCUGCCCCGGUGGGGGUCUCCCUGGAACUUGUGCCCCUGGCUUCCAGCACCUCCCUUCUCGUAUUCUUGCUGUGCUCUCUCAAAGGGCUGAUACCACCACGCUGGGAGUGCAUUCAGCCCCAUCCUGGCCCCAGGCCUUGUGGUGAACCAGGCACAGAACAGGCUGGCAAACUGAAACCAAACACUAGGGGAUGGCUCCUGCUCCACACACAGGUCUUGCCCCAAGCUCUGAGUGGGGGAGGUGGGGGUAUGGGCUGCCUGACUCCCCAGGACUUGGAGUUUAGCUGAAUGGGCUGUAUCGCUGCCCUGACCUCAUCACAGGCGAGAUCCAGGAGCCCAGCCCUCCCGCAGCCCAGGUCCAGGUGCUCCAGGAGGGCCCUGGGCACUGAGGCCCAGGGCUGUUGGGAAAGGGAGUGUCUGAGUCAUGAGCAGGACAGUCAGGUGACCAGGCAGGGAUGCCAGACAGCCUUCCAGACGGGGAACCAGGCUGAAGCUUCCUGGAGGAGUCAGGGCCUGGGAGCAGCCCCUUCUCUGUUGGAGGAAGCUGGGCGUCAGACUCUCGGAGGUUGUCCCUGGCCUCCGCACAGCCCCCCUUCCGGGUCUGGAGCCCACACUUUGAUGAGCCCCCAGAAAAUGACCUCAGCCCUGCAGCUUCCUCAUUGACUCCUUCACUGUGGCCGGUCACUCCCCGGGUCCCUGGAGGCAGGCUGGCCAGGAGGUGAGGGCGGGGGGAGGCUGCCCCUUGUUGACCCUGAGUCUGGGACAGCAGGCAAGGGGGGAUGGGCAGCUGGUGCCCUGGUACUCCUGGUACCCCACCAGCUACAGCCUGCCUGCCAGUGCCCGGGGCACAGGCUUACCUGGAACAGGUCGGUUGCCCCAAGCCACCCGUGGCCCCAGAAGCCUUCUUCCCAAGCUUUGCCUCACUGCCUUUCCUCAGCUUGCACCUUUAGCCCGGCCCGGGGCCCAGGGCCACCAGAGGCCCGCGGGAGGCCUUGAGGGAAGAGCUGGGCUGGUGGCAGGAGGCACAGAGGACACUGAGGAGCCGGACCACCCUUGCCAGGCCAGCAGCUGCUCCCUGACAGUCCUCAGAGACACCUGUGCCGAAAUGGGUCUUGCUUCCUUCAAGUGUGUAUGUGUGUGUGCGUGCGAAUGUGUGUGUGGGGGGUGCAUCUGCUGAGAACAAAACAGGGCCCCGGAGGAAGGGAGAGGCCUAGGAGUGGGGGCACAAGUUGAGGCAGGAGAAUGAGGUCUCCCACCUCCACCCCCUUUCAGAGACCACGCUUCAUGCAGGGCCCCCAGACACCGUGCCCUGCAAAGCCGACACAGGUGGCAGCAUGGGCACCGAGGGCCUCAUGCCCCUCCCUCCUAGCGGCCCUCCGUGGUGGUCUUGCCCCAAGGCCCACCCCUCCUGACCAUCAGGAUCAGUGUGAAGAAGUGAGAUAUAAAUAUGUAUACAUAUAUAAAUAUAUUUUUAAUUACGUGUCGUGUCGCAGUGGCUUCAGACAUAUGGUUUGCCUAGUUUAUUCCAUUGCUUGAAAGCACUUCCUGGCCAAUCUGAAAAACAGUUUAAGCUGGUUUUCUAAAUGCAGGUUGCUGCUACUUUUUCAGACAUGGAAGGAAAACGUUUAAAAAGGAAUAGUGUUUUUUAAGGAAAUAGCAGUAAAGCCUAAAAUCUGAGACUGAAACAGCUUUCCACGGGAGACGACUCAGACAGGAACUGGGGGACAGAGUGGGCACCCCACAGACCCCUCCCCAGGCUGCUGAGUGAGGAAGGCCAUACAUAUCCAAGUUGACCUCUGAAUGUAUUUGAUGGGGGCAAAACUGGAUAUUGCAUUUCUAAGGCUCGCGUUGUUUUCCCUCCUGGCCGCGGCUUUCUGGCCCCGAACAGGCCGAGUCCGGCCCUCUGAUGUUGAUUCUGUCUCGUCUCCCGCUGCCAGUCAAGACGAGGUAGUCAUUGUUUCCCUCGGGCAGCCUGCUUGCCACAGUCUCGCUCCCCUAGGCCUUGUGGCUUUGCCUGUGCUCUGGGACCACAGCCCCGAGAAGGCUCCUACCCUCCCCUAGACAAGGUGGGAGUCCCACCGUCCUCCGUGAGGAGUGCACCUCCAAGCCCAGUUCCGUCUGUCUGUCCUUCCUCAACCAGUCUGUAAACCUUUAAGGUUCGGGGUUCGUCCUGUCCAUCCAUGUAAAUGUAAAUGU